UGCGACGGGUGACGUCAUCUUAAUGCAUCUUUUUCUAUUUUGUUGCCAUUCUCACUUAUUAUCCUGCUUUCUUCUGCAUUAUUCUCUAUUGUAAAGGCGGUCUGGCACCAAUAAGACUCUGAUUUUCUCCCGUUUACAGAUAUUUGAGUGGGUUUGGGGGUUCAUCACUAUAAAAUCUAACUAAAUUCUUUCGGGAAGCCGCUGGUUUUUCCGUGGGUUUUCUGCCCGCCGAUGGCUAACGAGAGGCUCAGGAUCCUGGAGGAGGUGGAGAAGGAGAUCGCGGUGGUGCUGCAGUGUGCCGGCAGCAUCGUUCUGGAGCUCUCCAAGGAGAAACACAACAACAGCUUCCUGGACCGGCAGCUGGUCCAGUUCCAGAGCUCCAUCAACCGGGUGGAGAGCGAACUAAGCGCCCAGAUCCGCUACCUCACGCAGGUAGCAACUGGUCAGCCUCACGAAGGCUCCACAUAUUCAGCCAGGAAGGACUGUCAGAUGGCUUUGAACAGAGCCGAGUACGCCAGGGUCAAACUGGGGGAACUGGGACGGACCUGUGAAAUAAUGCUGGAGCAGCAACAACAACAACAGCAGCAACAACAACAGCAACAACAACAACAGCAGCAGCAGCAACAGUCGACAUGAGAGCACAGGAGGUCGACUGGUCGGACUCUAAAACUUGAUCUGCUCUUGGUUGUAGCGCCGGUGUCAGACGUGGCCAAGAAAGAAAACUGGUGUGGACUGGAUGACACACGAUACAGAUUUGCAGCCUUAUUGGUGAACACAUGUAGAAACUGUUCUUCUUUAACAAUAAAAAUAAAAACAACAGUCGCGUACAUGGAGAAUAUGAGCAAGCAUCAAGGCAACGGUUCAAAAAAUAAUCACUCAGCUAUUAACAAAGUAUAACUUUAUUGCAAAACGACGAUGUAGUGAUUUACUUUAUGAAAACGUAGUAAAAAAAAAAACAAAACUAAAAACAUUACAUGCUACUGAAUUAAA
Messenger RNA from Mugil cephalus (flathead mullet), 990 nucleotides. It is a transcript of the gene med11, whose product is annotated as mediator complex subunit 11. NCBI's taxonomy places the organism in Eukaryota, Metazoa, Chordata, Actinopteri, Mugiliformes, Mugilidae. The coding region runs from base 232 to 636 and encodes 134 amino acids. Gene Ontology annotation, biological process: regulation of transcription by RNA polymerase II. Gene Ontology annotation, cellular component: mediator complex. The transcript is spliced from 3 exons. The record is from RefSeq and is a predicted model, not a curated record. Gene Ontology annotation, molecular function: transcription coregulator activity.